CUGAGGCCACGAGAAAACUGUUCAUUCUCCAGGCGCGCCUCUUCGUGGAUAUUUCUCACGGUGUUUGGAGAACCAUGACUUUCCCUGAUACCGAAGACGUUGUCCAGAGCUGCUUUGAAAUGGGUAAGCCAGAUGUCAGUGUUAACUCUGCCCUAAGGACGACCUUGAAUCAAGCCAGGGCUGAGGGUCGAAUGACGCAAGGGGCUUACGAGUGUGCCAAACUUUUAGAAUUGGACCCAGACGGCGUGAUGCUAUGUCUUUUACCAGUGGUAACGAAUCCUCAGGAUGUCACUGUCGUCAUACAACACACCCUGAUGGAGGCUUUCUGCUGGGAACACGACAUCCCUUUACUUAAGGUAUCUUCGCCUAAGAACAUGGUUGAACUGUUCCCUGAAGAAGCCAGUGGUGCAGACAAAAGCAGUUUGACGUCACGUGCAAUCAACUGUGUUCUCAUUCAGUCUCCACAGAAUGGACUCAGCGGUGCUGACAAAGCGGUCUGUGCGUUUUACAACAAGGCUUUGUCCAGCAACGUUUUGUCAUGGCCCGUCAUCAACCUUCAAAUCUGAUGGACAAGUCAAUGAAACUGUUAAAAAUCCAAAAAAACGGUUUUCGUGGAAGAAAAAAAAAUCCAUAGCGCGAAUUGUUCCAGGAAGAAACUGAUCUGCGCUGUAGAAUCCUGGGAUGUUUCGCGGGAGACACGUUGGUUACUUCGGGACAUCGUGGUGACCCAAGCUGAACUUUCGCCUCGUUUUAACCUCGACAACCUAUAACCUAGGGCAAAUUCUAGUGAAAAUAGGCGACUUCCUCGGAGAGCGGAUCCUGUUGGAAUCUGUAUACGCUUCCAGGAAGCUGAGCCCCAGAUACGGCUGCAUGGAAGUCGUUUUCCUGGUUACACGCGCAGCGAAAAGGCUUCUCGGAAGAGAAACGUUGCAUGCAGGAAGCAUGAGUGAUUUGUUGAAGCUGUUGUAUUUUCCAGAGUUGUUCAAGCCAAGAGCCCAGUGUUUGGAAUCCAGAUUACGACUUGUCUCCGGGUGACUUGGGUUACAAACACUUCAUAAGGGCAUACGCA
Molecule: messenger RNA, 1069 nt
Organism: Liolophura sinensis
Lineage: Eukaryota; Metazoa; Mollusca; Polyplacophora; Chitonida; Chitonidae
Product: growth arrest and DNA damage-inducible protein GADD45 alpha-like
Exons: 6
Coding region: 75-566 (163 amino acids)
Biological process (GO): regulation of cell cycle
Cellular component (GO): cytoplasm; nucleus
Source: RefSeq, a predicted model, not a curated record